Echinostoma caproni is the source of this 363-nucleotide messenger RNA. NCBI's taxonomy places the organism in Eukaryota, Metazoa, Platyhelminthes, Trematoda, Plagiorchiida, Echinostomatidae. The record is from the annotation of a GenBank genome assembly.
AUGACCGCCUUGCAAACAGCUCUCAACCGUAUCAAAAGAUUUGCCACUGAGAUCGGCUUUGAGAUUACUCCUAACAAAACUAAGAUGUUCGCUACUCCACCUGAUCAAGCGGAACAUCCUCUGCAACUGGAUGGUCGGACAGUGGAAAUCGUAUCAGACUUCAAGUACCUUGGGUCCACCAUCCUGCCCAAUGGACAAGCCAAAGAUGAUGUAAAGCGGCGCAUCGACACGGCCCGAACGGCGUUUCUGCAGCUCCGAACAACCCUAUGGCGCCAGAACGAGAUCAGCCUCAAAACCAAGCUCAAAGUGUUGCCACAGCAGUUCGACCAGUCCUAUUGUACGGCUGCGAAACCUGGCCACUGA